Messenger RNA from Nematostella vectensis (starlet sea anemone), 1062 nucleotides. RefSeq lists its product as uncharacterized. NCBI's taxonomy places the organism in Eukaryota, Metazoa, Cnidaria, Anthozoa, Actiniaria, Edwardsiidae. The transcript is spliced from 7 exons. The coding region runs from base 132 to 992 and encodes 286 amino acids. The record is from RefSeq and is a predicted model, not a curated record.
UAGCCUACAAGUGGGUAAAUUUGGCCGUUAUUAAAAACUCUCUAUAAAAGGCGCACAAGAGUCAAAUACAGUACAUUAUUUUUCAGAGACAUAAGGCAGUUCUACGAAACGUCCUCACGAAGUUAUAGAAAAUGAAGCUUCUUGUUGUCAUCCUGUUGGGUAUUGUUGUUUGCGUUUCUGCGCAACCCUUCUGCGACCCAGCCUACACUCCAACAGAAAAUGACGUGAAAAGCAAGAUUUGCAGCCUAGAGACCCGUGUAGAAAGGCUCGAGAUGAGCACAGCUCCAAUGACUAGCUGCCGUGCCGCUAAUCCCCAAAAUAAUGGUGAACAGACCCUCAGAAUCAAUGGACAGCAGUUCUCAGCCUACUGCCAUGUUGAUCCGAUUGUUAACUGUGGCCCGGGACCCUGGACAAUGGUCAUGAAGGUGGACGGGAAUAAGAAAAACUUCAACUAUGAUUCAACCUACUGGACUGACGAUGAAUCCUACAACAUGGCUGGAGGCAAGACAUUCACAGACCAUCAGGAAACCAAGCUUCCCACAUUCUGGGGUACAGAAUUCAGUAGAGUGUGCGUCGGAAUGCAAAAACCUGGCACUUCUAAUAUUCAAUGGAUGAGGAUCAACAUGAACAGCACUCGGCCAUCACUCCAAUCGGUAUUCACUGGUGACCGACUCGAGGCAAACAUCCCAGACAAAGAUUGGCGAAAUCUGCUCGGAUCCACGGAGGCAACACUGCAGCGCAACUGCCAAAGAUCAGGAUUCAAUGCCAUAUGCGAAAGGGCUUGGGGGCCCCGAGCAAGAAUUGGUAUAGUCGCUAAUAAUGAUAUGGAUUGUUAUAGCUGCGACUCUGUUAUAGGAAUAGGCAUUGAUGCAGACUACUGGCAGCAUUAUUCUGCUGGUAAUAUGUGCGAUUAUUGGUGUAGCAAUCUCGAACACACAAAUGAUAUGAGGGAAAACUUUCAAGCGACCAUGUCAUAUGUGCUUGUCGCAUGAUGUGAAACCAUCCCAUGACUCAUGUAAUACUGUAGAGGGUAGAUAAUAAACGAGCAUUAUAAAACCCAAA